CCUACGGUAAUAAUGUCGCCCAGUGACCUAGUAUUAAAUAAAGCGACGGUUAUGGAGAUAGCGCAGGAUUAAUACGCACGCCAACGGCUUCGCAGUUUACAAUACUACCGGCAAAGUAAACAUUCAGCAAGACUUGAUUGACAGCGUCGAAAACUCAAAAAAGCAGUCGUGAUUCAUUUGGCUGGAUUCUUUCUGUAGAAUUUUCCGGAUCAUGCUGAAAUCAGUAGGAAAUCGCAUAGCAGAAAACCAUAAUUUGCCUUGAACAGCGCUAUCUCUCUGUCUCUCUCUCUCUCUUGGCCCUGCUGGAUUCGAACAGUAGAUAGAUCGAGCUACAAUACAACACAGCAUUGCCUUAUUUUUGGGAUAUUCUCUAUUGUCGCAAGGUCAAGGUUUAUUAUAACGGAAGGUAUUGGUUUGCAGAGGACUGAAUUGCAGUUCUACUGGGAUGGACAAUGCCCAUACUAAGACGGUUGAGGAGGUGCUGGGAUAUUUCAGUGUCAACGAGACAACAGGACUGAGCUCUGAGCAGUUAAGGAAGAGUAGGGAACGAUGGGGCACGAAUGAGUUACCUGCAGAAGAAGGGAAGUCACUAUGGGAACUUGUUCUGGAACAGUUCGAGGAUCUGCUUGUUCGGAUUCUCCUUCUUGCGGCCUGUAUUUCUUUUGCUCUGGCCUGGUUUGAAGAAGGUGAAGGAACCAUCACAGCCUUCGUAGAGCCAUUUGUCAUCCUUCUUAUUCUCAUUGCGAAUGCCAUUGUAGGGGUGUGGCAGGAGCGUAAUGCAGAAAAUGCCAUUGAAGCACUAAAACAAUAUGAGCCUGAGAUGGGGAAGGUGUACAGACAGGACAGGAAGAGUGUACAGCGGGUCAGAGCCAGAGAAAUUGUACCUGGAGACAUUGUGGAGGUGGCAGUUGGUGAUAAAGUCCCAGCAGACAUCAGACUGACCUCAAUCCGCUCUACUACUCUCAGAGUGGACCAGUCCAUCCUAACAGGGGAGUCUGUAUCCAUCCUGAAACACACAGACCCAGUGCCUGACCCACGUGCCGUCAACCAGGACAAGAAAAACAUGCUCUUUUCUGGGACAAACAUUGCAGCAGGGCGAGCGAUAGGUGUGGUAGUGGCCACAGGUGUACAAACAGAGAUUGGGAAGAUCAGAGAUGAGAUGGCAGCCACUGAUCCAGAGAGAACCCCUCUGCAGCAGAAACUAGACCAGUUUGGAGAGCAACUCUCAAAGGUGAUCACAGUGAUCUGUGUGGCAGUGUGGGCUAUUAACAUCAGUCACUUCAGUGACCCUGUGCAUGGAGGCAGCUGGCUGCGUGGAGCUGUGUACUACUUUAAGAUCGCCGUGGCCCUGGCUGUAGCCGCCAUUCCUGAGGGUCUUCCUGCUGUUAUCACCACUUGCCUGGCACUUGGCACACGUCGCAUGGCCCGCAAAAAUGCCAUAGUCCGUUCCCUUCCAUCUGUGGAGACACUCGGCUGCACCUCCGUCAUCUGCUCUGACAAGACAGGCACUCUCACCACCAACCAGAUGUCUGUCUGCAGGAUGUUUAUUGUGGACAUUGUCACGGGUGAGAGGUGUCUACUGAAUGAGUUUACAAUAACUGGAUCUACUUACGCCCCUGAAGGAGAUGUGUAUAAGAAUGGGGUACCAGUAAGCUGCAGUCAGUAUGAGGGUCUGGUGGAAAUGGCCUCUAUCUGUGCCCUGUGUAAUGACUCCUCACUGGACUACAAUGAGAGUAAAGGGGUGUUUGAGAAAGUAGGAGAGGCAACUGAAACAGCUCUGUGUUGUCUGGUGGAGAAGAUGAACGUGUUUGACACAGACCUGAGAGGCCUCACACUUGCUGAAAGAGCCACAGCCUGCUGCUCGGUUAUAAAGCAGUUAAUGAGGAAAGAGUUAACUCUGGAGUUUUCUCGAGACAGGAAGUCCAUGUCUGUUUUCUGCUCUCCAAACAAACUCACUCGCUCUGCUUCAGGGGCCAAGAUGUUUAUCAAGGGGGCACCAGAGAGCGUGCUGGAGCGUUGUGGCUGGAUACGGGUAGCAGGUGGUACACGGGUGCCACUGACCUCUGACCUCAGGGAGCAGCUCUUAGGCACAGUGAGAGAAUGGGGCUCAGGUCGUGAUACACUACGCUGCCUCGCUAUGGCAACCAAGGACUCUCCCCCAGACACUCGAACUCUGAAUUUAGAGAACUCUGCAGGCUUCAUAGAAUAUGAGUCUGACUUGACAUUUGUGGGCUGUGUGGGAAUGUUAGAUCCACCCAGGAAGGAGGUGCUGAAUGCAGUGCGGAUGUGCAGACAGGCCGGCAUACGGGUCAUAAUGAUAACAGGUGACAAUAAGGGCACAGCCUUGUCUAUCUGUCGUCGUGUGGGCAUCAUAACGGAUCAGGAGGAAGAGGAGGCUGAAGGUGGUCCAUUCGGGAGCGGCCUCACUGGUCGGGAGUUUGAUGAGCUGCCACCCCAUCUGCAGCGUCAGGCCUGUCGCACAGUCCGCUGUUUCGCCCGAGUUGAGCCAACGCACAAGAGCCGCAUCGUUGAAUAUUUGCAAAGCCUCAGUGAUAUCACGGCUAUGACGGGUGAUGGCGUGAAUGAUGCUCCCGCUCUGAAAAAGGCUGAGAUUGGCAUUGCCAUGGGCUCAGGCACAGCAGUGGCUAAAUCUGCUUCAGAGAUGAUCUUAGCCGACGAUAACUUUUCAACAAUCGUGGCUGCUGUAGAGGAGGGCCGAGCUAUUUACAACAACAUGAAACAGUUCAUUCGCUACCUCAUUUCCUCUAACAUCGGAGAAGUAGUCUGUAUAUUCCUCACAGCUGCUUUGGGUAUGCCUGAGGCUCUCAUCCCAGUCCAGCUGCUGUGGGUCAAUCUGGUGACUGAUGGGUUCCCAGCCACUGCUCUUGGCUUCAACCCCCCUGACCUGGACAUCAUGUCCCGUCCUCCACGCUCCCCCAAAGAACCACUCAUUUCUGGCUGGCUCUUCUGCAGAUACCUCAUCAUUGGCUGUUAUGUAGGUGCAGCUACAGUUGGUGCUGCUGCCUGGUGGUUCAUGGCUGCUCAUGAUGGACCAAAGCUCAGCUACUAUCAGCUGUCUCACUAUCUGCAGUGCAGUGAAGGUCAUGCUGAGUUUGCUGGAGUGCAGUGCUCUGUGUUUGAGUCGCCAUACCCCAUGACUAUGGCCUUGUCUGUGCUGGUCACCAUAGAGAUGUGCAAUGCCCUCAACAGUUUGUCAGAAAAUCAGUCUCUACUCAAGAUGCCACCAUGGUCAAACCCUUGGCUGGUGGGAGCCAUAUGUCUCUCCAUGGCCCUACACUUCCUCAUCUUAUAUGUGGAUCCUCUACCUGUCAUAUUCCAGAUCAGGCCGUUAUCUUGGCAACAGUGGGUGACCGUUUUGAAGAUGUCCCUGCCUGUUAUUCUGAUGGAUGAAGCCCUGAAGUUCUUGGCCAGAAACUACAUUGAGCCUGGUAGCGAUCUGUAUCUGGAGGAAGAACAUGGCCAAGGAAGUACAGCCGGGGGCCUGAUUGGAAAGCUGCGUCGGGCCUUCAGAGGUGUGUCCUGGUCAUUCGUGUUCAUCUCUGCCCCAUUGCUGGUCUGGAUCUUCAGCCUGGACUCAGACAUUACCAAUAUCUUCUGGGAUUAGAAAGGAGUGUGUGUGUGUGAGUGUGAGUGUGUCUGAGUCAGAGUGAGUGAGUGAGAGAAAGACAGACAGAGUGAGAGAAAGACAGACAGAGUAAGAGAAAGACUGACAGAGCGAGAGCAAGCUGAGAUUUACAAAGCUGCUUGGAGCUACUAUCAGUGGCUGAUAAAUAGAUGGCUGUAAAAGCAGUGUACGGAUCUAAUGUAGGAAUGAAUUUGGUGCACACAGUGGAAUAUAGAGAGGUACGGAUGAAAGCUAGUGUAGAACCAGGACAAUCACUGAUAAAGAGAUGCUGGGUAAAGGGAUUGAAUUGAGUCAUGACCAUCUACUUCUGCCUUCUCCAUGUCUCACUGUGAGACAUCCUGAAAUUUUGCAUUCUUCAUUCAGUUUGUAUUGUUUUUUUUUAAAGAUGAAAAUACAUAUACAUCUCUUUAUUCUAGCCUAAAAAAAUCAAAUUUGAGAAUUAAUUUUAGUGUAGAGAAAUUUAGCUACUUCUUCAGCAAUACAUAACACCCAAAAAUCACUGCAAUUGUUCAUCAAAGACAACGAACAACCCAUUUUUCAUUACAAAUUAUAUUUUGACCACAUUACCCUUAUUCAUAGACAUUGUCACAAUUUAUCUUUCCUUCUACAUAUAUUUCUUGUCUCUUAUGAGGUGAAAUAAUGUUUUGUUAAUCAGCAUUUUUGUCUCAUUUCCCCUUGGUUUGUUUUCCAUUAAAAUAUCUAAACACUCUAAAAAGAUACAUUAAGACUUGUUUUCAGAGGUUGUCAUGAAUUAAGAUGUUUUUCUUAACCCACUGGCAAUUUUCUUUCUUCUUUUAAGCAUACAUCUUAUACACUUUAGUGAGACUUAUGCUUAAAACUAUAAUUUGCCAGUGGUUUAAUAAACUUAAUGUAGGAUAUUGUCUUAUCAUCAUACAAAAUUACUUUUCAAGUAAAUUCAACUUGUUUUAAGGACAUUUAAACAGAAAAAAAAACAAGAUACUUUUUUUUUGCUGAUGUUGGGCCCAGAAACAUUUUCUUUAAAUAAAUGUUCAAGAGUAAUGUUGUUAAAAAAUUAAACGAAACCAAGUUAAACAAGAAAAAACAUCAGGGAGGGAGGGAUAUAUAUAUAUAUAUAAGUCUUUAUGGUUUCUUUUUUGGCCCCUACAGACAAAAUACCUUCUUUAGGUAUUAUUCUCUAAGUUAUAGGUUUGAUUAAUUUGAGCUUGGAAUAAAAUGCACACCUUUAGCAACAUUCAAUACUCCUAUUUUUUAGGUGUUUUGUAUUUAUUGUGUUUUUUGCACCCAAACUAUUGCUGCAGUGAGAAACAGCAUCAUUAUUUGUUUUUCUAAUGUCAUUAUUCGUUUUUUUUAUAUAAUCUUUAUUCAGUUUACUUUAACUGUAUUUUGGCAUCAUACUGUAUUCCCACAGUCCAAGUGAUGUGAUAGACCAAGACAACAUUUUAACAUGGUCUUGUGCUUAAAAUUGACUCAUCAGAGCAAUACACUUUCGAGUCUGUAGAGUCAAAAUUCCUAUUUCCAUAACCUAUCACUCUUUAAUAUGACAUAUAAGUCACAUGCACUUCCAUGUGUGUCAUUCCCCAUCUUUUGUUACUGGUUCUCAUUUGUUAUGGAUUUUGAAACAUUACUAUUACUUUUUUUAGGAAUGUUCGAAAAACAUUCCAGUGUUUUCAAUGUGACCGCUUUAGUUUUAUUUACAUGCCUGUUUGGUAAAGAGAUGUACUUUUUCCACCUUUCCUCCUUCAAUGGGACUAUUUUGUUCAUUUGAGUUUGACUAGUUAGCGUCCUUUAGAGGCCUAAGCAACCUGUUUAAGACCGAAUUCCAGUUCUACUACAACUGAUUCAGCAUGAUUGUUUGGAUCCUCAGUUGCCAAUUACCUCAAAGGCCUAAUUUUAUGGGUGAUAGAGAAUCAAUUGGUGAUCCUUAAAAAGUUCCAUUCCACAAAAAUGGAAGAAAAGGAGGAUUAUAAAAGGGUUAAGAUCCUGUUCUUUUCUAUUUGUGACAUUUUGGUUAUAUUUAUUUACUAUUUCUUGAGAAAGAAGAAGACCAUGCAUUUUGUUGUAUUUUGUUAUUUAAUCGGUUGAUACCAUAAUUGUCAUUUAAUGACUGUUUCAUUACAGGGAAAUGGAAAUUGCUUCAUGAAAUGGAAAAUAAA
Molecule: messenger RNA, 5781 nt
Organism: Xyrauchen texanus (razorback sucker)
Lineage: Eukaryota; Metazoa; Chordata; Actinopteri; Cypriniformes; Catostomidae
Product: sarcoplasmic/endoplasmic reticulum calcium ATPase 2
Exons: 23
Coding region: 446-3625 (1059 amino acids)
Biological process (GO): intracellular calcium ion homeostasis; calcium ion transmembrane transport
Cellular component (GO): membrane
Molecular function (GO): P-type calcium transporter activity; ATP hydrolysis activity; ATP binding
Source: RefSeq, a predicted model, not a curated record